GCUUCCUCUAGUUUUAACGACCAAAAAAGUUUCCUUCCUUCCUUCCAUACCCAUUUCGCUCUUUCCAAAGGGCAAACGGAUAAGAUCGUCUUCAUACUUCAUUUCCAAAUUUUUCUCCGUCUCCUCAGAGAGAGUUCGCUCCAGCUCAAGAUUCAAAUCCGGGGGUAAGACUUUCGUUCGAGUUCCAGAAUGGAAUCGGAAUCAACGAAUUCAACAUCUCAAUCGGAAUCGCAAUCUCCGGCAAAAGUUUCCGAUCAAAAAACACCUGCAAAAGCUACUGAUGUUGAACCUUCCAAGGGCGACGAUAUCAUUCCUGCUCCACCAAUGGCCAGUACAAGCAGUGUUUCUAAAAAUGAGUCACCAUUGUCUGUGUUGACUCCAUCUGGCAUAUCAUCUUGGGCUAGGAAUUUGAGACUUCCAGAGCCUGUAGCGCCAGGGGAGAGUUCGCAGAAAGCAAGUGCUGGAACUUCAGCUUUUUCGCGCCUCACCAGUGGACUUGGAUUGCGUUUGCCAACAUCAUCAUCUCCUCCAGCAGCAGGUGAUAAGAUUGAAGAAAACUCCAUAGCUGCACAAGGUGGUGUUCUCCUUGAAUCAUUGACUAAAGGUUUGGUUGAUUCGUCACGGAGUGCGGUGAAGGCUAUGCAGGUGAAAGCACGCCAUAUUGUCUCUCAAAAUAAGAGAAGAUACCAGGAGGGAGAAUUUGACUUGGAUAUGACUUAUAUCACUGAGAAUAUAAUUGCUAUGGGGUUUCCUGCUGGUGAUCUAAGCUCUGGAUUUCUUGGAUUCUUUGAGGGCUUCUAUAGAAAUCACAUGGAAGAAGUAAUCAAGUUUUUUGAAACUCAUCACAAAGGGAAAUACAAAGUAUACAAUCUUUGUUCAGAGAGGCUGUAUGAUGCAUCACUUUUUCAGGGAAAGGUUGCAAGUUUCCCAUUUGAUGACCAUAAUUGCCCCCCUCUUCACCUCAUAACUUCUUUUUGUCAAAGUACAUACUCAUGGUUGAAGGAGGACAUUGAGAAUGUGGUAGUUGUUCAUUGUAAAGCCGGUAUGGCAAGGACAGGAUUAAUGAUUUGCAGUCUUCUUUUAUUUCUUAAGUUUUUCCCAAUGGCCGAGGAGGCCAUCAAUUACUACAACCAGAAAAGAUGUGUGGAUGGCAGAGCUCUGGUUCUUCCAAGUCAGAUUAGGUACGUAAAAUACUUUGAGCAAAUCCAAACAGACUUCAAUGGAGAAAAUCAGCCUGGACGAAGGUGCAUGCUAAGGGGUUUCCGGCUUCACAACUGUCCUUAUUGGAUUAGGCCCUCCAUCACCAUCUCCAAUCAUAGUGGAAUUCUGUUCUCUACAAGAAAACAUCCAAAAACUAAGGAUUUGAUGCCAGAGGAUUUUUGGAUCAAGGCACCAAAGAAAGGCAUGGUGGUCUUUGCUCUACCAGGGGAGCCAGGCCUGACAGAAUUAGCUGGUGACUUCAAAAUUCAUUUUCAUGACCAUCAAGGAGAUUUCUACUGUUGGUUAAACACAACACUGACGGAGAACAGAAAAAUAUUGAGUUCCUCUGAUCUUGAUGGUUUUGACAAGAGAAAGCUACCCUCCCCCGGUUUCCUGGCUGAAAUCGUGAUGAUAGACUAUGAUGGUACUCAACCAACAAAACCUAAAACAGUUUCUGCUAACAAGGAAACGAAUAGUAACUCAGGCUCUGCCCAGAGGGGAAAUGCAGUCAAUUCAAAUCAAAGCAAAGAUGAUGAUGUAUUCUCAGAUAGUGAUGGAGAGGAGAAAUUUGGGGCUUCAAAAAGCAGGCAGACUCAAGUUGCUGCUGGAGUUGGAGCUGCAGUGCCCAGACCUGCAAAUGAGCAAAUAGGGAAUUUAUCACACGAAACUAGUAAGUUAGCACUCAAAAGUGAGGAAGCCACGUCAAACAGUGCCUCUAGACAACCGAAUACCAAUGCAGCUGCCAAACCUGCCCCGGCAAUUGAGAUCCCCAAUCUAGAGGCAACUGACAUCAAAGCAAUUGCUGCUGAUGCUUCAGUUUUUUCUUUCGGAGAUGAUGAAGAAUUUGAAAGUGAUUAAAUUAACGAAGAAUUGUUGGCACUGUUGCUGAAAGAAAUUCAAUGAGGAACACCACGCAGAGGAACACCUCCGCAGAAGAAUUAUAAAACAUAUGGAUGUAACAGAAUUUGAGAUCAAGAUAUUUCAUUGAAUUCAAUUCUUUCAUUUAGGGAAAAUCCCAUCAUUUGUUUAUACUAAUAUUGUCGAAUAUGGUGUUAGACUAGAAGUCACCAAGAAGUAGUUGGAGCAGGGCUAUCCUGCAGUGGAUUUACAGAUUCAUUUUGUGAAAAUGAUAAGUAACAUAUUUUUUUGAGCUUGGGCUCUUUGAGAUUUAGAAAAUAGAGGCUGUUGUCUUUGAAACUUUGAAAUGAAUGGAACAUUUUGCA
Messenger RNA from Rubroshorea leprosula, 2423 nucleotides. NCBI's taxonomy places the organism in Eukaryota, Viridiplantae, Streptophyta, Magnoliopsida, Malvales, Dipterocarpaceae. The record is from the annotation of a GenBank genome assembly.